AUGCUGUCCUCAAAAAAAGUGGUUGCACAGCCACCAACAGGACCACCUCAUCCGCCUUCUAACAGGAGCCAUCCGUAUAAAAACUGCAAUACUUCCAUAUCCAUUGGUGAUAUUGUUACUGUGUAUGAUGCCCGUGAAAGUGUUGUUCAAUGGCCAAAACACUUGGUGGUCCUUGUCGGAAAUGGGCGAACGAGAUUGGAUGCAUUUGAUGAAUUUGUUAAGAGAGCAAAAGAAGUGUUCAGAAGCAGGGCUGCGAUCAAAGUUGAGUUGCAUCGCGAUGUGUUUGGUCAAACUGUAGAUGUGCCUAUACAUAUGGCACUAGAAGAUAUUGAGUUUGUUUGCACGUCUCAGAAACUUACGAACAAUGCUAUAGUCUUAUUCAUCCGAUUUUUGUAUGAAAAAUUGGAUGGCGAUGCACGCAAAACCAAGUUCGGAUUUAUGAAUCCAGCGGCAGUUCACUUUUCAGUCAAUAAAACAGAACUCGUGAAAAGUGUAUUAAAUAGACUGAAAGAUUCAGUGCCGAGUCGAAAAUACAUAUUUAUUCCUUGUAAUACAGGAAUUCAUUGGGUACUAAUUGUAUUUUUCGAUGGGGUAUUUUAUUACUUAAAUUCGUUGGAUGAGAAGUGUAGAUACAAACUAGAGGAGCAAAUGAGCACUGUUUCAAAAGCUUUAAGAAAAUUAGGUGUCAAGCGAUCUGAAGAGAAAGUAUUCUGGGUGGACGUGAAGCACAACCCUAAACAAAAAGGAGAUUGGGAGUGUGGAUUUUUUGUGAUGCUAUAUAUGAAGCACAUUAUAGAAAGUUAUGACACUUCAAUGAGGAACCCUAAGGAGAUGUUUAAGUCGGGGAUGAACUAUGGUACGACAGAAAUUGAUGAAAUCAAAAGGGAGUGGAUGGAUUAUAUUUCACCAAUUCUUGAGAAAAAAGGGAAAGAAAGAAAACAGGAUGACUGCUCAAAACAGAUCAAAGAGGGUACAAUUGUCUGUGAAGCUAAUACAGAUGCCCUUGUAAAUAUUUUGGGUGCAGAACGUCCUGGAGAGUAA
Messenger RNA from Papaver somniferum (opium poppy), 1041 nucleotides. RefSeq lists its product as uncharacterized. The record is from RefSeq and is a predicted model, not a curated record. Gene Ontology annotation, molecular function: deSUMOylase activity. Gene Ontology annotation, cellular component: nucleus. Gene Ontology annotation, biological process: protein desumoylation. Lineage: Eukaryota; Viridiplantae; Streptophyta; Magnoliopsida; Ranunculales; Papaveraceae. The coding region runs from base 1 to 1041 and encodes 346 amino acids. The transcript is spliced from 12 exons.